Messenger RNA from Tricharina praecox, 534 nucleotides. RefSeq lists its product as uncharacterized. The transcript has a single exon. The coding region runs from base 81 to 449 and encodes 122 amino acids. The record is from RefSeq and is a predicted model, not a curated record. NCBI's taxonomy places the organism in Eukaryota, Fungi, Ascomycota, Pezizomycetes, Pezizales, Pyronemataceae.
AGGAGCUGCUUGCUAGCACCUCGGCUGCGAGGCAUGCCAGGGCCAGGAAGCGGUUGUCGAGGUGAUCGAUCCCUCUGUAGAUGCCCGAGUACAGUGUGUUGGUGCCACUGGAUUGGAGGUUCCUCGUUGGAUGGAUGUACAGUUUUCCGGGAGUGGGUUUCUUUUUUUCCUUCUUUUCCUUUCUUCUUGGGUGGGCUUUCGGCACCCUUGUGUUUCUUUUGAGUACUUUUGAUUCUCUCUUAUAUUCUCUUUUUGUUUCUAAUUGGGUCUGGAUUUGGGUUGGGGGUGUCAAUGGAUGUGUUUUCCUUUUCCGCUUCUGUUUUCCUUUCUCGCUGGAUGGGAUGGGAAUUCGAAAUUUUGGAUGGAUGGGAAACUGUAUACUAGUAUUACAGAUGCGUGCUGUGCUGUGCAGGUCGGGAAAUGGAUUGAAGUGGAUUGAAGUGUAUUGAAAUGCAUUCCUGUAGAGUACGGUACUCUACAUUAGGUACAUUAUGUAACUACAAAGCAGGAGCUGUAACCUCGUCUUCGGUCUGG